Artibeus jamaicensis (Jamaican fruit-eating bat) is the source of this 6519-nucleotide messenger RNA. RefSeq names its product mannosidase alpha class 1A member 2 (gene MAN1A2). Gene Ontology annotation, cellular component: Golgi membrane; endoplasmic reticulum; extracellular exosome. The coding region runs from base 947 to 2869 and encodes 640 amino acids. The record is from RefSeq and is a predicted model, not a curated record. The transcript has 13 exons. Gene Ontology annotation, biological process: N-glycan processing; carbohydrate metabolic process. Gene Ontology annotation, molecular function: calcium ion binding; mannosyl-oligosaccharide 1,2-alpha-mannosidase activity. Lineage: Eukaryota; Metazoa; Chordata; Mammalia; Chiroptera; Phyllostomidae.
CUUCUCCCCACGCCGCGGAGCCGCGGGGGCUCGGUCACCGCGACCGGGCGCGGCGCGGGCAGCGGCGGCCUCGCUCCGGGGGCAGGCGCCGGGGUUAACUUCACUGGCCGCGAGGAAGAGGAGGAGGAGGAGCCGGCGGGGCGGCCCCGCGCUCCCUCCCCCUCACACGCCGGGGCUUCUCAGUGGCCGCCGGAGGAGGAAGUUCCGCUCCCAGACUGAGCCGUGCGGUAGCAACAGCGGCCGCGGCGGCGGCGGCCGGGAGGGCGCUGGUACUUGGGACGCGGAUGCCCUUCGCGCCAGCCGUCCAUUGGGCAGCGCGGGAGCUCUGGCCGGAGCCGGGAGCCAGGGGGCAGCGUCGGGAGGCGCGAGCGUCCGGGACCUUCCGCCACUUCGCCCAGCGCCGCCGCUGGGUCUUACUGAGGAGGUGGGAGACCGCCCUCCCUGUUGGCCGGCUUCCGAGGAGCCCCUGAUUUUUCCAUCACUGCGGUUGAGCGGUUCUGGAAUCGAAGCAGAAGAGGAGGUGAAAGGAACCUUGUACAACUCCUCGGAUCUGGCCAGUCCCCCUUCGGGGGCGGGAGGCCACGCUGGAGCAUCCACUGGGGUGCAGGAAUGGAAGAACCCACCUUGCAUCUUUUCUGCGGUGUUGCCUGAUCCACCCUUAGGAAUGAGAAGGACACUUUCAAGAACCUCGAUGGAGUCCUGAAAGCCAAAUGGCAAAGAAGAUACCACAGGACAGAAACUAGUGAUCGUCUGGGGGGCCACACACGUUUCUGAGUGUAAUUGGACAAGCAUGGAAGACGUGCCCUGUUAAAAAGCACAGCAGUCCUUUACGAGGAGAAAAAUUGAAUUUCCCCAUUCUUGCCAAGGUUUUGAAGACUGUUCAAUGUAUUGUACAUUUGAUGUAAGAUGACAACUUUAUAAAAUAUUCUGUCCAAGAGCGUAAACGAUGACUACCCCAGCCCUGCUGCCCCUGUCUGGACGAAGGAUACCACCCCUGAACUUGGGGCCGCCUUCGUUCCCACAUCACAGGGCUACCCUGAGACUUUCCGAGAAGUUUAUCCUCCUUCUGAUUCUAAGUGCCUUCAUCACCCUGUGUUUUGGGGCAUUCUUCUUCCUUCCAGACUCUUCAAAACACAAACGCUUUGAUCUGGGUUUGGAAGAUGUGUUAAUUCCUCACGUAGAUGCCAACAAAGGGGCUAAAAACCCUGGAGCCUUCCUGAUUCAUGGACCCGAUGAACAUAGACACAGGGAAGAAGAGGAACAUUUGAGAAACAAAAUUCGAGCUGAUCAUGAGAAGGCCCUGGAAGAAGCAAAAGAAAAAUUAAAAAAGUCGAGAGAGGAAAUCCGAGCAGAAAUUCAGACAGAGAAAAAUAAGGUAGUCCAAGAAAUGAAGACAAAAGAGAAAAAGCCACUGCCACCAGUCCCUAUACCAAACCUUUUAGGAAUAAGUGGUGGAGACCCUGAAGAUAAUGACAUAAAAAAGAAAAGGGAAAAAAUUAAAGAGAUGAUGAAGCAUGCCUGGGAUAAUUACAGAAUAUAUGGAUGGGGACAUAAUGAACUCAGACCUAUUGCGAAGAAAGGCCACUCCACUAAUAUAUUUGGAAGUUCACAAAUGGGUGCUACCAUAGUAGAUGCUUUGGAUACCCUUUAUAUCAUGGGACUCCAUGAUGAAUUCCGAGACGGGCAAAAGUGGAUUGAAGACAACCUUGAUUUCAGUGUGAAUUCAGAAGUGUCUGUGUUUGAAGUCAACAUUCGAUUUAUCGGAGGCCUACUCGCAGCGUACUACCUUUCAGGAGAGGAGAUAUUCAAGAUUAAAGCAGUCCAGUUGGCUGAGAAACUCCUUCCUGCCUUUAAUACACCUACUGGGAUUCCAUGGGCAAUGGUGAAUCUGAAAAGUGGAGUCGGGCGGAACUGGGGCUGGGCAUCUGCAGGUAGCAGCAUUCUCGCUGAAUUUGGGACACUGCACAUGGAGUUUGUCCACCUCAGUUACUUGACAGGGGACCCCGUUUACUACAAAAAGGUCAUGCACAUUCGGAAACUACUUCAGAAAAUGGAACGUCCAAAUGGUCUUUAUCCAAAUUAUUUGAACCCAAGAACAGGUCGCUGGGGUCAGUAUCAUACAUCAGUUGGCGGGCUGGGGGACAGUUUUUAUGAAUACUUACUGAAAGCAUGGUUGAUGUCAGAUAAAACAGACCAUGAGGCAAGAAAAAUGUAUGAUGAUGCUAUUGAGGCUAUAGAAAAACAUCUUAUAAAAAAGUCCCGUGGAGGCCUUACCUUUAUUGGAGAAUGGAAGAAUGGGCACCUGGAAAAGAAGAUGGGGCAUUUGGCCUGCUUUGCAGGGGGAAUGUUUGCACUUGGAGCAGAUGGUUCCAGGGACAAAGCUGGUCAUUACUUAGAGCUAGGGGCGGAAAUCGCACGCACAUGUCAUGAGUCAUAUGACAGAACUGCAUUAAAGCUGGGUCCCGAAUCCUUCAAGUUCGACGGCGCAGUAGAGGCAGUGGCAGUCCGGCAGGCUGAGAAGUAUUACAUCCUCCGUCCCGAAGUCAUCGAGACCUAUUGGUACCUGUGGCGAUUCACCCAUGAUCCGAGAUAUAGGCAGUGGGGCUGGGAAGCAACUCUGGCUAUUGAGAAGUACUGCCGAGUCAGCGGUGGGUUUUCCGGGGUGAAGGAUGUUUAUUCCUCCACCCCUGCGCAUGACGAUGUGCAGCAGAGCUUCUUUCUUGCUGAAACAUUAAAGUAUUUGUAUCUGCUGUUCUCCGGUGAUGACCUUCUACCUUUAGACCACUGGGUGUUUAAUACAGAAGCUCACCCUCUGCCGGUGUUGCAUUUAGCCAAUACCACUCUUUCAGGAAACCCUGCUGUUCGAUGAAAGCAGCCUCAGAAAGACCAUUCACACCUGUGUUUUGUUUACAUGGACCACUAUAGAAGUUAAUCCGAGAGGGGACUUCUGAAAACCCGAACCUCUUACGUCAGUGUGACAGGGUGAAGCACGACUCAUUCCCCACAGACUUGUCAACCUGUAGAUAUCUCAACUUUGAAAUGAUUCCAUUUUAUACCUGACCAAAACAUAUUCCCCUGUGCGCGGGACAGUGACCUUGUGCUUCGAUUCUUACGGAGGUGGCCGUGCGAGGAAUGGUUCCUGUGAGGAUGGGACUGCGUUCUAGUCCCAGGGUCUGGAGGCCGGACUCCCUGAGAAUAAGCAGGAGUGUGGAGCGUCACAGCAGGAGUGAGAGAUGGCUUUUGUCACCGGUUUAUGGGUCUCUCCCAAAGGGGAGCAGCUUUCAAAUCAAAUAUGUACACAUUGUUUAGCCCUUUUUUCUCCAUUUUUAAUAAUGGAGUGAACUAAAAUAAACAAGAACAAAAGGACAGUGUAACUGGAUCAGCAGCAAGAAGGCUCGGGAAAGAAACAGAAGUUCCCACCCCGUCUGAAUUUGCAAGUUCCCGCUGGAUGACCAGACUGGCAGCCAUUUCAAAUCCCAGUCUGUUCCACUGAAAUGUCUUAGUUAAAUCUAGUUUUCUCCGGGGGUGUCAUCUGACAAGGGAUGUCCUUCAAGUCUGUCUCCACAUGGAGUCAUCCAAACUAGUUGUCGUAGCCACUACCUAGGAGCCUCGCUUCGGGAUUCUGUGCAUGUCGUUCAGUCUUGUGUCGGGAGCAUGACAGAAGGUGGGGAAAUGGGCAGUUUUUGCCCUGAAACCUGUUCUAAGAGAAAGUGUUGAUUUUGUUGGUAGGAGAUUAUUUUUCCAGACCAGCAAAUCUACCAAGUAAAUUUUAACCAUUUUAACCUCAUUAUAACCUUAGUAGAACCCCUCAACUUACAACUUUAUUUGUAUGGCUUGGCAAAAUCCGCUGUCAGCUCUGAAUUUGCCGUGGAAAGCCACAUUACUGUCACAUCUUACUGAGUCAAAAACAAGACACAUAGAGUGGAACUUCCUUAAAUAGCAUCAUCUGAAAUGGGGACAUGGGUCCUUCACUAUCUCGUCAGAUGAGUGAGCUUUUCAAAAAUAUUUUUAAGUAAAAAUAAGUUUAACUUUUAUUUUUUUCCAAGAAUAUUUAUAGAAAUCCAAAGAGUUCAUCAAAAUAGCUGCAAAAUAAUUUUUAGUGAUAAAGGUGCAGUGCAAUUAGUCAUAUUACACUGCAUUUGGGAUAUAAUAGCUAAAGGAUUUCCUUACACCAUCAGAUUUUGCAGUGAUAUUUCUUUUUGAAUAAAUUAAUGUUUCUUUAUAUUUGGGGGGAGGAAUUUAAAAUUUAUUAAGAACUAUAUUGUAAGAUAAAUAAUGCUUAUAAAUUUUCUGUCCCUUGAAUUUAUGUCACAGUACAAGACACUUUCUCUUCUUUAUAUUUAAUACAAACAACUUCCGUUGACAAUGGAGGUUGGGAGUAGGAUAACAAGUCCAAUACUUAUCUGAAUCGGAAGGUGUCGUGAAACACUGUCUGCAAGAACCCACCCUGGCACUCUGCGGGCGUAUGUCCUGAGUUUGGUGGCUCUUCUUUUUGACCUUUCAUGGGCAUGUGGAUUAAAUUGGAAAAAGAUUUAUAAAUUAAUAGAACUAAAUAUUUUCUAAGGGUGAUCAUCAUACCCCAUGACUAGUCAAAAAAUCUUCAGAGUCAGCCAGUGAUCGAUGAUGAUCACGUUUUUUAGUGUGCACGGAAAACAAGGCUGUGGAGCCAGUCACAUCACUUCAGUCUUAAAGAGAGCUCGGUUUUAGCUCAUAUUUGAAAUUGUAAUAUCUUUUACUACUUGAAAACUGACACUUUAAAUGAGAAGGGUAGGUGACUGUAACUUCAGAAGAGAAAGAGGGGGAAAAGUACUUGAUUCUCAAAACAAAAAGUGGAAACUUGAGUUGGCAGGGACCCAGACGGCUGUGCAGGUGGCAGUGGACCCGCCCUCACUUCGUUUAGAGGAGUCCGAGUAAAGAGCCCUUCUGGGUUCCCCGGGAACUUCUCAAGGAAUAAGACAGAACCCUCACUCUCAGUGCUCUGUUGUAUUUCUCCAGUGACUGGAACUUAGCAGAAGGCAGCACGUGCACGAGCCUGGCUGGUGCAGGAACAGGCACACAAUUUGCGAGGGGCCCUGGGAGGGUCUUCCUCACCGGCCCCUACCUUCCUUGUGAGGAUGAGAAGACCAGAGCUUCAAAUAAUGCUUCCAUUCUUUUCCUUCUUAAUACCAAAGGUAAUUAAAGUCAGCUACAAAUGACUUGCCAGGGUCAUGUUUUAUUUUUGUUACGGAUUUUUACAAUGAUUUCCUUCAAGAUCAAUCCUUAUGCCAUAUUCUGCUUAGUUCCCAAGAGCAUUCUUUACUCUGUCCUGUUCUUGACAGUCCUUUGCAUUUUGUAGACCUAUUACUCAGGCUAAAUAACUUACUACACACAUGAAACCUUCUGCAAAGGGCCUAGAAAUGCUCCUUUCUAGGUGUCUCCUCAGAGUGGACACCUUACUUUGUGCCUUUGGCACAGAUAUGCAAAAUAGAUCAGUUGGUAUGUAAAAGAAAAAAAUAAAGAUGGUUGAAUACCCCUCUAACUUCUACAUUUAGUUCUUUUACAAUUUUAGAAUCACACCUUUUUGUUCAAACCACUAUGAAAUUGUUAAGACCAAGAGAAUGUGGCCCUAACCAAAAAGCAGUCUUGGUGCAGAAAAAUAAGUCCCCCAUCAGAGGGUGCUUGCUUUCCGGUGGUUAUGUGCUGAGGCAUGUCUCUCUGACGCCAGCUUGUCCCUGUCUUCGAGCAAAUGUGUAUGUAUAACUGAGUAUGGAAGGAAUGUAUUCCUUUUGUGGGAUAUUGACCGUGCUUUUCUAUGGUGGCAUCUAGGGCUUCACUGGGUAGAUUUUAACCGUGCAGUGUGAAAUUUCGAUCAUCUCAUCUCCACUCUGCAUUGCCAGAGUCUUUGUCAAAACUGCAGGUGUGUUGAUAAGAGAUUGUGCAUGCCGUUCUCAUUAUGCAGUUUCUCCUGAAGCCUGGAUUUCUCUGAACGAAUGCGGGAGUGAGAGAGAGAACGAGUGAGCGGCACGUAGUGCCCACCCCGUGCCAGGCAUCACGCCGGGCGUCUCGCUGGGCACUGGCGGGCAUCAGGGUGUUCGCGAUUCCACUGGCGUUUUCUGUAUGAGAGUAGUUCAUACCAUUUUAAAUGGUUCCCAGUACGAGUCAUGUUUCAAAAUUCUUAAUUUUAUAGUUCGUUGAAAUUAAAGAGUAAAAGAAAUUGUUUAUAAUAUAUUUUAAACAGUUUGUCACUGCAUAAUCCCAAUAGCUAUAAUUGUAGUUAAUAACUAAACUUGCAGAAAAUGUCAAAAAAUACUUGAUUUCUGAUGCGACUUGGGCUAAAAUACUUAGAAAUAAAUGCAAACAUUCUUAUUUUGCUAUAUUUAAUUACAUAAUUAAAAAUGUUUUCUAGAAAUGCUGGUUAUUUUAUAUUAAAAAAAAUUUGUCACAUAAUUCAUGGGUAAAACUUGCAGUUGUAUAUUGGUUUUGCUCUGUGUCCUAAUAGUGGUUCCAUGAUGUUAAUAUAAAGAAAAAUAUACUAAAACA